Hydra vulgaris (swiftwater hydra) is the source of this 1754-nucleotide messenger RNA. RefSeq lists its product as uncharacterized. The record is from RefSeq and is a predicted model, not a curated record. Gene Ontology annotation, molecular function: transmembrane transporter activity. Gene Ontology annotation, cellular component: membrane. NCBI's taxonomy places the organism in Eukaryota, Metazoa, Cnidaria, Hydrozoa, Anthoathecata, Hydridae. Gene Ontology annotation, biological process: transmembrane transport.
AUUUCAACUCGUUUAUAAAAUUCAUAAAAUAUUGUAUAGAAAACUAUAUUCAAAACAUGAAAAAGAGUACACAGUUAGAAAAUGACAGUUUCGUAUCUCAUGAAAAAGAAAAAGAAAGAACAGCAACUACAGUGUUAGCUGUUUCCAUUGCAUCUUUGUUAUCUAUCUCUUGUGGUUUUGUUUUACAUUUUCCGAAUCCAUUAAAGCUUGCUAACGAGCAGUGGUACACCGCAGGUCAUAUUUCACUUGUAAUUGGGGCAUCUAUUGGUAGUGUAUUUGCUGGAAUUUUUAUUGACAAGCUUGGUAGAAGAUCAACUAUUCUUAUGACCUCAAUAAUCUACCUUUUUGGUUAUGUGUUACUAAUAUUUGGUUGUCCAGAAAUUCAAAACAACGAAGGUUUUUCAAAUUUUUUUACUGUAUUUGGCUGUAUCUAUUGUGGUAUUGGAGUUGGUAUGACUUCUCUUGUAGUACCAGUUUACAUUGCUGAAGUAUCAUCAGCGCGUUUACGUGGAGUCAUGGGCGCCAUAACUAAUCAUACAAUAGUUUUUGGAAUAUUUUCAUAUUCCUUGACUGCAGAAAUAUCUAAUUGGAACGUAAAGUAUUAUUAUUCCGUUUUACUUGGGCUGGUUGUAAUUCUGUUAAGUUUUUUAAUGAUUUUUAUGCCGGAAACGCCGAGAUGGCUUUUAGCCAAUGAUCAACGAGAAAAAGCAUUUAAAAUUCAAUUGUGGCUUCUUGGUGUUAAAUCUGAUGCAGAAGACGAAUGUAACCAAAUUGAAAUAAAUUUAGCAUACCAGCAUAUUGCAUCUGUUAACGAUUUUCGUUCACCGGGUUUGUAUCGUCCUCUUACAAUUGGAUGUUUAUUAUUUUUAAUUCAUCAGUUUACUCUUAUUGGAUACAUUUCUUAUUUGUCUCGUUUACUUGGCCGUUACAAACAUUUAUAUAUUACUAUAAUUUGCUUUUUACUACAGUUGAUACUUUCAUUAGCAGGAUGUUUUAUAGUUGACAGAUUUUUUCGCAGACAUAUUCUUUUAUUUGGAAGUACAAGUUUACUUUUUUGUAGCAUUGGGUUUGCAAUUUUAAAUUUAUUUUUAAAAAUAAAUGUUGAUAUGGUCUAUCUCAUUAUAUAUGCUACAAUAUUUAUCACUACAUGGGGAUCCUUACCAUGGAUCAUUACUUCGGAGAUAUUUCCACCUCGUGCUCGUGGACUUCUCGGUGGUAUUGUUAGAUCAUUUAUUUGGUUGUUUUAUAUUCCCACGGAAAGAGUUUUCUUAAAGUUGAUAUCCGUAAAUGGCGCUCUUUGGUUUACAGCUUGCAUAUCUUUUCUUAGUAUACUGUUUAUUUAUUAUAUUGUACCGGAAACAAAAAAGCUUACUUUAGAAGAAAUUGAACAUUACUAUCUUAUCAAUCGUGGCUUUCGAAAUUAUUUGGUUUAACAACAGUUUUUUUCUGCUUUUUAUCUUUAGUGUUGUUAGAAAUGCUAAAGUUGAAAUUUGAGUUUGGUUUUUAAGUUAUUUUUUUUAGAUCAAGUGUAUAUUUAUUAAAUAAAAUGUUGUUUACUAUAUUGUACAGGGAAUAAAUGAGCCUGGUUUAGAAAAAGAUUGCCAUCUUUAUAAACUUGAAGUUUUAUAGCCAUAAGUGUCAUAAAACAAACUAUGAACAUAUGUUUUGUUUUUUUUUGUAUUUAGUUUAUUUUGCUGUUUAACAAAAGCAAUCAACAUACAUAAUACAAGAAAGAAAAAAUACGUCCGUAGAAC